UCACCUGUACAGGUCCAAAUAGCGAAGCCCUUUAUGCCGAGUUGUGGAAACCCGGCAAGUAGCCGGGUUUUGGUGCUUUAGAAUAAUGUGGAGAAGCUGGGUCUUUCUUGAGAUGUCUGGGAAAGAUUGACAAGGAAACGCAUAGCUGAAAGAAGACAUCUAGAAAAUCGGUGGCUACGCGAGAAGACACGCGAAGAACGGCGCGGAGUCACUAGCCGCGGGAAUAGAGAGCGAUCCGGGGAGAAGCGGUCAAAGAGGCCGUCACUGACUGAGGAGUUACACAAAGAAUAGGGCCAGCAACGGGAAAGGGAAUCGCCAGGAAAGGAGCGAAGGGUGUGAUAGGAAAAUUGCCUGAAGAAAAGUGAACGGCAGUGGAAGAAAAGGAAGGUGCUGAAAAGACAGACCAGCAAGGCGAUUGGUCACCUGAAAGUGUUCAAGCUGUGACCGAAUAAUAUUAUUUUUUCCAUUCACAAAGGGGAAAAAUGAAUUUGAUGAAAAAGAGAAAAUGCACCAAUAUCGCCAUCGGAUUAAUUUUUCUCUUUAGCGGGAUUGAAUACGCUGUGAUAUUGCCUACUAUCUGGAUGUACCUGCAGACUCUGCAUGCACAGCCUUAUUUUCUGGGGCUGGGUCUCUCCGCAUUCAGCCUGACUGGACUGCUGGCUGGACCUUUGUUUGGACAUUGGUCUGACCGGACUCACAAGACCAAGGCAGUUAUCUUGUUCGCCAACUUAUUUGAAAUUUCAGGUAACUUUAUGUAUUUCAUGGGAACUUCCAAGUGGCUUCUGCUGUCCAGCCGAUUAGUUGCAGGUAUUGGGACUGGAGCAGGGGCCUCCAUUUUUGGCUAUCUGACCCGAGCCACUGCACCAGUGGACCGUUCUGCUGUAUUUGCUGCUGUUAUGGCCUGCAGGCAGACUGGACUACUUAUUGGUCCAGCAUUCAAUCUCUUCCUGCGUCUGUGUGACUUCAAGUUGGGUCCAUUUCAAGUGAACAAAUACACGUCUCCUGGGCUCUUCAUGUGUCUCAUGUGGCUGCUACUUCAGGUGGUGGUGGCCCUCCUAUACUGGGACCUCCCCCCACGAAAGGAUGAAAAUGGGAAGGAUGAAGAAAAUAAGCCCCUUGUCCAGUCUUGUGACCCAGAGACUUAUAGAAGCAUUAACUGUGAUCAAACUUCCACCGAGGGGCAUGAGAGCCCCACUGAUGUUCACAUACAGUCUCCCUUCCAUAACUUCAGUGCACGUAAAGAGUAUCUCCGAGAGGAGGUGGUUGUCCUGUUGACAGCACAGUUUGUGACACUCUUCAACCAGACAGCCUUGGAGACAAUGGUGACACCCCUCACUCAGAAGUACUUCGGCUUCAGUGAACUGGAGAAUAGUGUCAUGUACUGCUUAUGUGGCAUUGAGGUGAUAGGUGGCUUCUUCCUGGUGCGCUGGCUCAGCAGUCGUAUAUCUGACAGGAUUAUUCUUGCUGUGGGAUUGUUAAUCUGUAAUGUCUCCUGCGUGUGGUGCCUUGUUUUCUUGGCCAGUCCCAGAGGUGGACCACACUGGCUUUUGGCAGAGUUCAUAAUAGGGGUCUUCCUGCAGGUGCUGGGUCUGCCCUUUGUUGCAGUUUCACAGGUAUCUCUAUUCUCCAAGCUGACAGCCGAGAAGACACAAGGGUUUAGCCAGGGUCUACGGCGCUCUGUUGGUGGUUUGGCUACAAUACUUGGCCCUUUGUGGGCAGGAGGUCUAACUGGCAGCCUGUAUAUCAUGAUUGGUAUGAUGAUGGCCCUCCUGAUUCUGCUGACAGUGAUGAUGGCCCUAUCUUUCAAGUAUCUCGUGGAGCCGCAUGUUGGAAAUGAUCAGACAGGGGUCCCAGAGGAUUGUGGGUAAAGGUGCCUGAAUGAGUGCUGUCUGACCCGAGGGUCUCUCUGGACAAUGCCGCUCAUAGAUCCAAGGCAAAAAGGAUACAAGACCACCACUGCAGAACCAGCUCUUGAGUGACCCACCUCUGAACUACCAUGCCCCCCGUCCCCCAUCUGAUCCGUUCAGCCUGAUUUCAAUAUACACGCUUGACAUCUGUGGCACUUCAUCUACAGAAGUGGAAUGUGGGAUGUGCUAGGGAGUGUGCUAAUGAAGGUGAUAGUCUACUGGGGUGCAGAACUGCUGUUGCUGGAUGUUCUGGUAUUAAACUGUACCACGUCAAACUGUC
Messenger RNA from Polypterus senegalus (gray bichir), 2187 nucleotides. RefSeq names its product major facilitator superfamily domain containing 8-like 1 (gene mfsd8l1). The record is from RefSeq and is a predicted model, not a curated record. NCBI's taxonomy places the organism in Eukaryota, Metazoa, Chordata, Cladistia, Polypteriformes, Polypteridae. The transcript is spliced from 12 exons. The coding region runs from base 483 to 1868 and encodes 461 amino acids. Gene Ontology annotation, molecular function: transmembrane transporter activity. Gene Ontology annotation, biological process: transmembrane transport.